GCCCCGGCGGCAGGCGACACGGCCCUAUAAAUACGACGGCAGCCGCUACCUCGUCCUCUGUAGCAAACCAACCGUGUGCCACAGUACAGUUCCAAGUUCCCUGUCAACCACAACACACCACAGCAAGCCAUGGCUCCCAAGAAGGGUCUCCUGCAGCGGCUGGACGAGGGCGUGGUGAUCGGCGAUGGCGGGUUCGUGUUUGCUCUGGAGAAGCGAGGAUAUGUCAAGGCAGGACCCUGGACUCCCGAGGCCACCGUGCAAUAUCCUGAUGCAGUGCGUGGGCUGCACCGGGAGUUCCUGCGUGCCGGCUCGGACGUGAUGCAGGCCUUCACCUUCUACGCCUCAGACGACAAACUGUCCAACCGCGGCAAUGAGUCCAGCGCCAAGUAUACGUGUCGUGGAAUCAACGAUGCCGCGUGCAGGCUGGCUCGCGAGGUGGCCGAGGAAGGCGACGGGCUGGUUGCGGGCGGCCUCUCCCAGACACCCACCUACCUCUCAGGCAUGAGCAAGGCAGACACACAGAAGGAGUUCCAGAAGCAAGUUGAUGUCUUCGUCGAGAACAAAGUCGAUUUCCUUAUUGCUGAGUACUUCGAGCACGUGGAGGAGAUGGAGUGGGCAAUCGAAUCGUGCCUCAAGUCCGGCCUGCCUGUGGUGGCCUCCAUGUGCAUCGGGCCUGAGGGCGACCUGCACGGCAUCACCGUCGAGGAGUGCGCCGUCCGCAUGGCCAAAGCCGGGGCCCACGUGGUGGGCAUCAACUGUCACUUCGACCCCUUCGUCACCCUGGAAGGCCUGAAGAAGAUGAAGGCAGCCCUGGACGCGGCGGGUCUCAAGGUUCACCUCAUCGCCCAGCCCCUCGCCUUCCACACCCCGGAUGCCCAGAAACAAGGCUUCAUCGAUCUGCCAGAGUUCCCCUUCGGGCUGGAGCCUCGCAUCUGCACCCGCUGGGACAUGCAUCGCUACGCCAGGGAAGCCUACGAUCUCGGGGUGCGGUACAUCGGCGGGUGCUGUGGCUUCGAGGCGUACCACAUCCGUGCCGUGGCCGAGGAGCUGGCCAAAGAGCGCGGGAAGCUGCCGGCGGGGUCUGAGAAGCACGAGCAAUGGGCCGGCGGGCUGAGGAUGCACACCAAGCCGUGGGUCAGGGCAAGAGCCGGCCGCCAGUACUGGGAAAACCUGCGUCCUUCCUCGGGCCGCCCAUUCAGCGCCGCCAUGUCCAAGCCCGAUGCGUGGGGCGUGACUGCCGGUGACGCGAGCCUCAAGCAGAAGAAGGACGCCACUACUGAGGAGGAGCUGACAAACCUUGCGAAAUCCUGCAAAGUAGCGAACGGGAAGUGAGGCAGAGGCGCGGGACGGGAGCUUACAGAUAUGUCGGUGAGAUGACGUGUGAACACAAGUGACCGGUGGUGUGUGUGUGUGUGUGUGUGUGUGUGUGUGUGUAGGUGUGGGUGUCACCUGUUGCGAUAUUUAUUACUGUGACUUCCAGUAAGAAACUACAACCCCGAAACUCACUAUUUUAUUGAACACCACCACCAAUAAUAAUAAUAAUAAUAAUAAUAAUAAUAAUAAUAAUAAUAAUAAUAAUAAUAAUAAUAAUAAUAUUAAUAAUAAUAAUAAUAAUAAUAACAAUAAUAAUAAUGACGGAUACACACACAAGAAAGAUGACUGUCUUUUUUCAGUACUCGCUAGGAAUAUUACAACGGUGGCCGGGCGUAACAGGCAGUGAUAAAUGACAAUAACAUUAUGCACGUGUGACGUGAGAAUGCUGAAAUCUGUAUAAUUAUAAGUAGCAGCACAGCACCUUAUUAAUAUUAGAUAUAGCAUCGCCGCCCUUGCUGUCCAAACAUCACUUAAAUUUAGGGCAAUGGACAUUAUAUGGUAUGGAUCGCCAAUGAAUGGCUUAUGGCAAUGUAUGUUAUAUGGAUUAGUAUGCGUGUCUUACAUACGAGGACUGGCCACUGGCUCGUUGCUUCCCUUGUGUUAAGUCUACUGAGUGGGUGGUUUGGUACAGGCAGGCGGCCAUUGUGAUUUAAAAUAAAAGUUACUUAAAUACUA
This is a messenger RNA of Scylla paramamosain (green mud crab), 2049 nucleotides long. Its product is annotated as betaine--homocysteine S-methyltransferase 1-like. Gene Ontology annotation, molecular function: zinc ion binding; betaine-homocysteine S-methyltransferase activity. Lineage: Eukaryota; Metazoa; Arthropoda; Malacostraca; Decapoda; Portunidae. The record is from RefSeq and is a predicted model, not a curated record. Bases 130 to 1332 code for a protein of 400 amino acids. The transcript is spliced from 10 exons.